AAUAACACGGAACCGUCUGUCUAACACAACAACAACAACAGAUUAUUGACAAAUUUUGGUCUAUAUUGUUUGAGCAAGGGAAUCUUUAAACGAUGGUUAAGAAAGAUUCAUACAAAGAUAAACCUAAACCCCCAAAUCGGGAACAAAUCAUCGCAGAUUUGGCGUCAGCACCAGAAAAUGACACUGUGUACAUGCAUCAAUUUGCAGAUAUCUCAUCAAUACAGUGUUCAAAAGACAACUCUUCAGAGCAUUCGGAUAACUCCCACGGACAAACUGGAGGACAAAGUGAACCUUCAGUGUCAGAUAGAGACAAGAUAAACCAGACAUAUGAACAUGUUAAAAAAUUUAUUCAACUUCAUUCAGACAUUAAAAGUGAACCAAAAACAUUGGAUGAAAAAUAUAAACAUUUAGAAAAACUUGGAAAAGAUGUAGAAGACUCAAUUUCAGAACUUAAAUCAGCUGCUGAUGCUAUUGUUAAAAAGGCUAAAAAAUAAAUGCUUUUAUUUAUAAAUUAA
Messenger RNA from Ruditapes philippinarum (Manila clam), 515 nucleotides. RefSeq lists its product as uncharacterized. Bases 93 to 494 code for a protein of 133 amino acids. NCBI's taxonomy places the organism in Eukaryota, Metazoa, Mollusca, Bivalvia, Venerida, Veneridae. The transcript is spliced from 2 exons. The record is from RefSeq and is a predicted model, not a curated record.